This is a messenger RNA of Halichondria panicea, 2297 nucleotides long. RefSeq names its product deoxyribonuclease TATDN1-like. The record is from RefSeq and is a predicted model, not a curated record. Gene Ontology annotation, cellular component: cytosol. The coding region runs from base 69 to 986 and encodes 305 amino acids. The transcript has 13 exons. Gene Ontology annotation, molecular function: 3'-5'-DNA exonuclease activity. NCBI's taxonomy places the organism in Eukaryota, Metazoa, Porifera, Demospongiae, Suberitida, Halichondriidae.
GAGGUGCGGCUAGAAGGCUCCGGAUUUUUUCUCUUCGAAUUCUGUUUGCCACAUGGCUGUAUAGAUAUAUGAGAAGGUUUCUAGGAAUUAUGGCCACCAGUAGGAAGCUCAGAAUGAUUGAUAUUGGAGCUAAUCUAACAGAUCCAGUUUUCCAGGGGAUGUAUCGUGGCAAGCAAGCGCAUCCAAGUGACCUAGAGGAUGUUCUUGCACGUGCAAGGGAGACGGGUGUGGAGAAGAUCAUAAUCACUGGAGGUACCCUCAAAGACAGCGAGGGCGCUCUCACUAUGGCCAAAACUACCGAGCAGCUGUACUGCACUGUUGGUUGCCAUCCCACUCGCUGUGGAGAAUUUGAAGGGACAGCUGGCACCAGUCCAGAGCAAUACCUGGAGCAGCUGCUGACACUGGUGGAGGAGAACAAGAGUAAAGUGGCAGCCAUUGGAGAGUGUGGUUUAGAUUAUGACAGGCUUCAUUUUUGUGACAAGCCACUUCAGUUAAAGUAUUUUGAGAAGCAGUUUUAUCUGUCUGAAAAAACUGGACUUCCGCUCUUUCUCCAUUGUAGAAAUGCAUUUGGCGACUUCAUUGACAUAAUAGAAAGAAAUAGAACACGUUUCAGUGGAGGAGUGGUCCAUUCAUUCACUGGGACUCUACCGGAGGCUAUGUGUGCAAUAGAACAUGGACUCUAUAUUGGGAUCAAUGGAUGUUCGCUGAAGACAGCUGAAAAUCUUGAAGUUGUCAGGGCAAUACCAGCAGACAAGCUAAUGAUUGAAACCGAUGCCCCCUGGUGUGAGAUGAGACCUACCCACGCAAGCAGUAAGCUAAUAGAGACAUCGUUCCCCUCCAAGAAGAAGGAGAGGUGGGAGAGAGGAGUGGCCGUCAAGAGCAGGAACGAACCGAGGAACAUACUAAUCCGACGGAAAAAAAUAGGCGUCUUCCUGCCUUAUUGUCCAUGGCAGCAGUUUCUCGGGUAUGAUACAUUGAGAAUUUAAUUUUAAUUCUAUGUAUACAGUAUGCCAUGACUUCCCACCAGGAAUGUAGAGAAAAAACUGCCCUAAACUUUCAUACAGCAAGGUGUCAUACAAGGGAGAGGAAAGGGGGAUAUCCCCCCUCUGGCUCCAAUUCCCCACCCCCCUAUAGUUGUAUGACUGAGUGUCCAUAGCUGGCAAUUUUACAUACUAACAGGGUAGACAGUUGACCUUUUUUAGCAACAUUUUCUGGUUACUUUUCAAAAGCAUGCCUUAUUUCCCCCUUUUACUUUAAAAUCCUGUAUGACACCUGUUAACAGUGUAAUUGCAUUUACUUGUUAGUAGUUGCAGCUAGCAAAGUUAAGUUGCACUGUAUGUAUACGUGUACGUGCAGCUAAUAACUAGUUUGAAAUAUCUCCCUUUAGUCACAGGUACACUGCAGUAGUCGUGUGUAUAGUGAUAGGUGUCAUAUCGUUUGAAGCUUUGUGUCAUUUCCCUCUCUCUUUUAUCACAAGCCAAAAUAUCCGUUGAUCAGAUUGACACUUUGUUGUUUUUGAUUGCUCUCCUUCAAGUUGUCGUAUUUAGUCUCCCUCCCUCUUUAAACAAAGCAAAGGAAAUAUCUCCCCUUGACCUUUGACCCUAUGCUACAGUCUGUCUCCACAUAUACACAUACCCAGUGAGAUAUUCGUGGAAGUGUUAAACAGGUUCGAUUAUUUAUAGCAUGCUAAAAUCUCAUUUACAUACUAUUAUGACUGUAGGUGGGGUUAUUUAUUUUCAAAAUCAUCGCAGAGAAAUGUAAUUUGGUGUACAUAUCCAUAUGCUCGCUCACCUUGAAGCAACUCUUGAAUAUGAUUAUCUACUCCAGUUUUAGUCCUUAAUUAGUUUUCAAAAUAAUUUAUAGUGGAGAGAUAAUCACUGUAUGGCGUUGUAAGUUGGCACUGUAUAAUUGUAUUGAAAGCUCUUGUGUUCUUAAAUUAUUGUGUUUGCAAGUUUAGGUGUCCAUUUGUACAUCGACAUGAAAUAUGGGCCAGAACUUGUGUAUCCAUGCAAUUACUGUUCAAACCAUAUACAUAAAUUGCUUUUACUAGAAAAUUACUCAAAAAUUAAUAUUAAUGUGCUGCUACGCUGGGUACCAAAAUUAAUGUACACUAAGUGAUUUCGAUGUGGCGUACGCGUCCAAUCAAAAUACUUGUAUCCGAUGUUGUAUAUACACAAACACAGUAAUUACACGUGUUAAAUCAAUUAUGCUAACUUUGGUGUGGUCAUAAUGUGCAUGGUUUAAUAGACUCGUUAUUAACUUAGUGCAUGAUGCAGAUACAACACAUGUGCGCUUGC